AUGGCCCGGACGAAAGGCCCUGCGCGGAAAAUAUGGCCGCCGCGUAGGCGGCACCGGGUGCUCGUCGCAUCUCUCCUAGUCCAAAACCCUACAGCGGUCGUCGGGCGUAAGGAGACCACUGCGGAACCAGUUGCGUCAGCACCAACGACGCGGGCGCGCAGCCGCCGCAUCGCCGCUGCCACCGACGCCCUCUCCAAGGAUAUUCUGGUGUACGAGAUCUUUGUGCGCCUUCCGGCCAAGGACAUCCUUCGCUGCCGUGCAGUUUGCCGUUCCUGGCGCAACCUCACCUCCGCUCCUGAUUUCCUCCUCGCCCACCACCGAGGACAGCCAUCGUUCCCCCUCCUCACACUCAACGGCGCAGACAUCACCAAGGAUGGCUCGCCAAUCUGCAACCACAGCCGCCCCCUCCUCGGGCUUGAUGACUAUGAAGGCUUCAAGCUGCUCGCCUCCUGUGAUGGGCUCCUCCUGUUCAGCCUCUCUAACGGCCGAUUCAGCAUCUGUAACCCGACUACACGUCAGUGCGCUCCACUCCCAUGCCUCACCGCCGCAGGACGCAUCAACAUUGUCGCGUUGUACCUGCACUCCCCGUCCGGGGAGUAUCGCGUCUUGUACUGGAAAGGGAGACAACAAGAUCACCACCUCAAAGCUGCCUACUACAUCCUUAAGGUGCGUCAGGGGCAGUUGUCGAGAUGCAUUGGAGUUCCUUCAAGUACCGCCGGUAUCGAUAAAAUUAUGCUGGACUGGCACGAAACUACUACUAAUUUUGCACCACCUGUCGUUUUCCGCAACUGUCUUCACUGGAACGCUGGCUGCGAUGCUGGCAUACUCGUGUUUGACAACAUUAUUGAAUCAUUCAGGCUCAUGCGCAGCCCGGCUGCUGCUACCAGAAUAUGCAAUCAUUUAUGCGCAAUGGAAGGUUCGAUUGCCUUUAGCUGCCAUGAUGGUAGUAGGAGAAGAAUCAUCAAAAUCUGGGUGCUGGAGGAUUACGAGAGAGAGGUUUGGUCAUUCAAAUACCAUGUUACCCCCAGUGUGGAGAGCUUUUAUUACGAUGACCAUUUGGUUUUGUCCCAGAAGGGAAAUGUGCUGGUCUACAAGGCCUUCACAGGUCGCAUGUUCCACUGUGACAGCACCGGCAAAUUGCUAGAGGAAUUUCAAUGUGAUUCACCGGGUUUGAGCAGUAUUGGACAUUGGUUCAAGGAAAGCCUCGUCAAGCAUGACAUCUCCCUGAGGCGAGGUUGUGCCCGUGUUUUCCAAAGGGUCUAA
Molecule: messenger RNA, 1263 nt
Organism: Lolium perenne
Lineage: Eukaryota; Viridiplantae; Streptophyta; Magnoliopsida; Poales; Poaceae
Product: putative F-box protein At3g52320
Molecular function (GO): protein binding
Source: RefSeq, a predicted model, not a curated record